GUUGGAAUGAAAUAAGGUAAAUUUAAUCAAUAAAAUAGAGUAAUUAACCUAAACAUUUUACAGUAAAAUACCUAAUUCACCAGCAUAUACUAUGGGAUCUAGAAAAAAAGACAUAUUAAUCUUAGACACUCCAGGUCCUGGAUAAUAUAACCCUAUUAUUCCUUUUAGAUAAAGCCCAAGAGCAAUUAUGUCAGGUUCAAAAGACUCAUUCUACAAAAUAUCUGAUUCUCCAGGACCUGGAAGAUAUAAUCAAUUGUCUUAUACCACUCAUGGUUUCAAAUUUUCAUAAGAGAAGAGAUAAUUAACAAAUAAUUAUGAUUCUCCAGGUCCAGCAUAAUAUAAUUAAACAAACCAUUUUUUUUCACCUGCUUAUAUCAUUCCGAAAGCACAAAAAAAAGCAAAAUCAAAUUGUUAUGCUACUGGACCUGGAUGUUACAAUAUACCUCCAUUAAUACGAUCCAAUAUAGGUUUUAAAAUACCAAAAAGCUUGAGAUAAAAUAAAAUAGAUAUUUUACCUGGUCCAGGAGAGUACAGUUUAUAAGAAACUAAAAAAAAUGGUAUCAAAAUUGGAACGAGUCCAAGAAUGGAAAAGUCAAUGAUUUUAGGACCUGGUCCAGCAGAUUAUUCGCCUAGAAUUACAACUGAUACUUCUCCAAGAGCUAUUUUUGGUACUGCAUCAAGAGGAAAUAAUAAAAAAGAGAAAUCUCCAGGUCCAGGUUAAUAUGAAUUACCAUAAAGCAGAAGUGUUAGCGUAAGAUUUAUUAAUAAAAAAGUUUUCAUUUCCUAAAUAAAAUAUGUAAUAACAAUCGAAACCAUCAACUCCAUUCAGUUAUAUCAAUGAUUAUACUAGUCUCAGAAAAACAUCAAUGUCUUUUGGGAAGGCUCAUAAAGGAAAUCAAAAACAUGAAAUUGUUCCAGUAUGAAUUAAUCAAGCCUUUUUAGGGUCCCGGAUAAUAUAUUAUAGAUGGUUUCUUUAGAAGGAGAAUUAAAUCAAGAGAUGUGUCAAAUAUUUGA
Molecule: messenger RNA, 1014 nt
Organism: Paramecium sonneborni
Lineage: Eukaryota; Ciliophora; Oligohymenophorea; Peniculida; Parameciidae
Source: the annotation of a GenBank genome assembly